AUGGAAUUCAAUUACAGUUAUUUAGUGGCAUCAAACGAGACCAGUUAUGACGAAUUAAUCGAAUGUGUUGAGAAUCGUAAGUGUGAGAUAGUCAUGGCUGAUCUAGCUGAAACUGCAACUCGCCUAGCUAAAGUCGAUUUUAGUACCUCGAUUUAUGACAAUGCGCUGCGCCUAGUUGUGCGUAAGAGUAAGCACAAAACGAUCAGUCCAAUUGCAUUCUUGAAACCAUUCUCAACGUGGCUCUGGUUAGGAAUCAUUUUUCUUAUAUAUAUUCUAUCAGUAAUACUCAUUGGACUCUAUGAAUAUCAGGAGGAGAGAAAUGGUAUUGAAAGUAGUUCGUUAAUGAGAAUACUCGGUAGAUCCCUGUAUCAUACUAUUGGUGCUCUGGUACAAAGAGGUUCUGAAUUACAAGUAAAAACUCUGUUCGCUCGUAUUCAAACGGUUACUGUCUGGCUUAUGAGUGUUGUAAUAGUCGCAUUACUUACUAGUAAUUUGACAAUUUAUUUUACUGCACAACGUGAACAACCAUGGCUAAAAAGUAUCGAUGAUCUAAACAUGUGUCAAAAAGUAGAUUGUAAGCGUAUAGGAGUUGUAGAACGUUCACAGCACGAAGAAUACUUUACGAAGGAAGUCACACAUAGUAUUGAGAUGAAUUAUCAUCGUUUGAAGCAUCCAACAGAAUGCUUUACUAAGCUCUUAGAUGGACAUAUUGAUGUGUCUCUAGCGGAAAGUUCGAGUGCAGAGUAUUAUACUCAAACAGAAUAUUGUCAACUAGAAUUAGUUGGUGAACCAUUCGGCAAGACACAUUUUGCCGUGGCUUUACCGAAAUACUGGCCUUAUAAGCAAGAUUUGGAUACGCAUAUAUUGGAAUUGAGAACAAAUGGUGAGAUUGACCGACGAUUAGCAACAUACUUUCAACAGAGAAACUGCGAUGUGAUAAAUGAAAAUCAGCCAAAUAUUGAGGAUGGUGGACUAACAAUAUUUCAGACUAGUGGACUAUUUAUCAUAUUCGGUGUACUCACUGGUCUCAAUUUCAUGUGCUAUGUAAUGAAUAGGGUUGGUAUAUUUUCCAGUAUCGCACUUUCCGUUCAAAAAAUUCGUGGAUAUUAUGGCUCCGAAUCUAUCACAGUGGACCCUGAACGAGUAGCGAAUCCCACUGAACUGGUAAAAACUAAUCUGUAG
Messenger RNA from Rotaria socialis, 1182 nucleotides. NCBI's taxonomy places the organism in Eukaryota, Metazoa, Rotifera, Eurotatoria, Philodinida, Philodinidae. The record is from the annotation of a GenBank genome assembly.